Messenger RNA from Oncorhynchus mykiss (rainbow trout), 1711 nucleotides. RefSeq names its product cardiolipin synthase 1 (gene crls1). Gene Ontology annotation, molecular function: cardiolipin synthase (CMP-forming) activity. Lineage: Eukaryota; Metazoa; Chordata; Actinopteri; Salmoniformes; Salmonidae. The record is from RefSeq and is a predicted model, not a curated record. Gene Ontology annotation, biological process: cardiolipin biosynthetic process. Gene Ontology annotation, cellular component: mitochondrion; membrane.
GGCAGGUAGUGGUAAGAUUAUGCACGCUGAACGACCAAAAUGGUGACACAUCCUGCAUUAUCGGAUUAUAAUUACCCAAAUUAUCAAAACGGGCUAACUUUUCAAAUCAGGGUUUUGGGAAAUGUGUUAAGUGGCAUCAGAGAUGCUUGUAUCUAUAUAUCUGGUGAUAUCCACCAAUACCACGACGUCGUAAAACUGUCGCGGAAUACGGCAGCAAACAUGGAACACGUUGGCUUGAUCGGCUAGAGCUGCUGGUUGAUACUAAGGAAACAGGACAAAUAUGAACCAGCGGAGAGGUGUAAAAACAGUUGUGUGUGUAAAGAGUUGUAAAUGAGGUUAGUUUGUAAGUCGCGUCUUGUUCGCGAUGUUCUUGUCGGUUUCUAAAAAUAACUUCGCGGUGUGUGCGAGAAGUGUGUGUUGGGCAAUUCCUGCGUCAUGGCGGCAGCAGCAGCAGACAGGUGUGUGUGUGAGGGUAGAACUGAAGUUGCUGCAGAGACUUAAAAACAGAGUCUCCUCUGUCGCUCAGUGGUCCAGCUACACACAAUAUCACACGCACAUCCCCAGCCCAACGACCCCAGAGAUUAGCGGCCAAGAGCUAAAGGGUUCCACGGAAAGCGUCUCCCGAUCUUGUCGCCGCAGAGGUCACGAGAGGACGCAGGGUAACGACGACCGCUUUAGGUUUUACCCUACGGAUCACUCCUCGUCUAACUCUCAUGUUCUCUUGGGGUUGAGGUUGUACCCAGUGAGUUCUGGUGUGUUUCCAGGCUGGAGAGGUCUUUGUAGUGGAAAACCCCGUGAGACCCCAGCCGACUGCCCACCUGGAGUGGACCUGAGGGAAACCACCCAGCCAGCUGAUAGACCAUCUGAUCUUGGUCAAGGACUGUUCAAAUUUAAAGAACUGUAUGAGAACCCAUGGACUAUCCCCAACCUGCUGUGUGUGUGUCGCAUCGCACUGGCUCCAGUCCUGGGAAUCCUGAUAACUGAGCAACAUUUUCACCUCUCCCUUGGGCUGUUUGCUUUGGCUGGAUUUACUGAUGUGCUGGAUGGUUAUAUAGCCCGUAACUGGCCCAGUCAGAAGUCUGCGCUGGGCAGCGCACUCGACCCAUUGGCUGAUAAAAUCCUCAUCAGCGUUCUCUACAUCAGUCUCACCUAUGCACAGCUCAUCCCAGCUCCCCUGACAGCGUUGGUGAUAGCCAGAGACGUUGGUCUGAUAGCGGCUGUUUUCUACGUCAGAUACAAGACUGUCCCACCUCCUGUGACUCUCAGUAAGUUUUUUAACCCCUGCUACACAACAGCGCAGCUCAAACCCACCACCCUCAGCAAGGUCAACACAGCGAUCCAGCUCUUCCUAGUAGCAGCAUCGUUGGCCUCACCUGUCUUUCACUACACAGACAGUCCGCUCCUGCAAGCCCUAUGGUAUAUCACAGCGGUAACGACGACUGUGUCAGGCUACAGCUACUAUCACUAUGGCAUGAAGACUGUCGCUGUGCUCAACAGCACCAAGUAACCAUGGCAACUCAGCAAGCGCCAAGUAACGGUUGCAACUUAAUACACUCCACAACCAUUGUUGCGCCUGAGUACUCAAGUUGAACACACACCCACGUGUGUUUGGAAAGACUCCAAAAUGAACUGAGUGUGUAUUUUUAAUCUCAGUAUUGCCAUGGGAACGUUUUGUAUCUGAUGAAUGUGAUUAAACCAUAAACCUGCUCUA